This is a messenger RNA of Ziziphus jujuba (common jujube), 1276 nucleotides long. Its product is annotated as AUGMIN subunit 1. The coding region runs from base 106 to 1014 and encodes 302 amino acids. The record is from RefSeq and is a predicted model, not a curated record. Gene Ontology annotation, cellular component: cytosol; HAUS complex. NCBI's taxonomy places the organism in Eukaryota, Viridiplantae, Streptophyta, Magnoliopsida, Rosales, Rhamnaceae. Gene Ontology annotation, biological process: spindle assembly. The transcript has 6 exons.
GGGUAAACGUCUUCAAGUUUGAACCAAACGGCAGCAAAUUACCGAGCUGGCGAGUCAUUGAGUCGACUCAGCAGUGGGCAGUUCUUCAUUAUUGUUGCAACUCCAAUGGGCGAUUCGUCAGUAACCGAAUCGUCGAAGAGCAGCGGCGGAGGAGGAGGAGGAGGAGGAGGAUCCGAGGCGUCUCGGAUCGGAGAUGUAAAGCAAUGGCUGGCCCACGAGUUCGGGCAAGCCGGAAAGGAAGUGCCACAAUUCGAAUACACCCCUCGAUCAGUGGCUUAUUUACACAACCUUGCCACUCUCUCUCAAGCCAAGACCCAAGCUUCCAAGAUCCUGGCCUCCGAUUUCCGCCUCAAAGCCGCCGAGUACCGUUCUCAAUCGGCGAGAAUUAGGGAGAUACUGGAGCAUGUUGGGCUGGCGCAGGAGGGUUUGCCGUCUAACGUUGUUGGGUCGGUGCAGGUUCUUGCUAAUGUCGCCAAUUUGUUGAAUAUAAGAGAUACGGAGCUUAGCAGUUUUCUUGUAGCGAUGGGUGACAUUUCGUUGAGAAAGACUGGUGUAGAGGAAAAGAGGGCCAAAGUUCAGAAAGAGUCUAAGGUUCUGCUUGAUUACACCCGAAAGGCUAUUGCAAGGUUGACGUAUUUGAAAAGGACACUUGCUCAACUGGAGGAUGAUAUAGCACCAUGUGAGGCCCAAAUGGAAAAUUGGAAGACAAACUUGGCGGUUAUGGCUGCCAAGGAGAGGCAAUACCUCCAACAGUGUGCCAACUACAAGGCUAUGCUGAAUCGUGUGGGCUAUACCCCAGAGAUUAGCCAUGGGGUGUUGGUUGAAACAGCUGAACAUAGAAAGGAGUUAGAGAAGAAAACAAAGCCCAUCCUAGAUACUUUGAGAAGCUACCAGGACUUGCCUCCGGAUAAAGCUUUGGCUGCGUUAGCAAUUGAGGAUAAGAAAAUGCAGUAUGCUGCUGCUGAGAAGUAUCUUGAGGAUGUAUUGCAUUCGGCUCUUGCCACUUCUGAGUGAUGACCUGUAGAUAGAGCGAUUGAGAUGUAUUCAUGGUUGCUGCAUUCUCUCUGUUCUCUAUUUUGUUACUGGAAGUAUUUGUAAAGGAAUAUCCAUUCUCUACCUGGUUGCUUUUCUGUAAAUUGGGUUCCCAUUAUAUUCUUUACUUUCUUCCUUCUGCAAGGGAACAAUUAAAAUCUAAAUUUUAUUGUAUUCGAAAAUCUCAAGUUUGUGUUGAAUCGAAAUUCUUCCUAUAUAUCGGAAAUCCCAUGUUUGUGGUGAA